Molecule: messenger RNA, 1695 nt
Organism: Aspergillus ruber CBS 135680
Lineage: Eukaryota; Fungi; Ascomycota; Eurotiomycetes; Eurotiales; Aspergillaceae
Product: M20 family metallopeptidase
Exons: 3
Coding region: 1-1695 (564 amino acids)
Cellular component (GO): fungal-type vacuole lumen
Molecular function (GO): metallocarboxypeptidase activity
Source: RefSeq, a predicted model, not a curated record
AUGGCCCCUUCCUGUUACCUGCUCCUGGCAAAUUGCAUUGCUGGUGCUUCGGCUUUCGUGCUGCCCUUUUUUGGUCAGACGCCGAUGACAGUUGGAAAUCUCAGUCCUGAAUUCACGUGUGAUCUACCCCCUGUUCUUGAUCCUGCCGGUGAUGGGUUACCGUCGGCAGUGAGCCUAUUCUCGUCAGAUGAGGCGUUGGAACGACAGGUGAAACGUCACCAGGCCAUUGUGCAGGUUCCGUCGGUCUCCUACGAUAAUUUGGGCGAAAUUGGCAAGGAUGAGCGAUGGGCUCCCUUCUACAAGCUUUUCCCUGUUCUCCAAAAGUUGUAUCCUACAGUUCAUAAGUACGCAAAGCUAGAGAAGAUUAAUACCUUUGGGCUGCUUUACACACUCGAAGGCUCUGAUCCCUCUCUGAAACCAACCCUUCUUACCGCUCAUCAGGACGUGGUUCCCGUUGCUGAUGCAUCCACAUGGACUUAUCCACCUUUCGAAGCUCAUUUUGACGGCAAAUAUAUCUGGGGCCGGGGUGCAUCCGAUGACAAGAACAGUCUUACUGGCAUCUUCUCCGCCGUCGAGGGUCUUCUUUCCGAGUCUGACUGGAAGCCCAGACGGACUCUCCUCCUAGCAUUCGGGUUUGACGAGGAAGUUGGCCUCAACCAAGGUGCUGGGCGGAUCAGCGAGGUACUCAAGGACAGAUAUGGCGGCGACAGUAUUGCUAUUAUCCUUGACGAGGGCGGUUUUGGCUCGGGACCUCUAGAUAAUAAGACCGUAUAUGUUCACCCUGCAAUCACUGAGAAGGGCCAUACCAAUCUCUUCUUCGAGCUCCAUGUCAAGGGCGGCCACAGUUCUGUCCCCCUACCGCAUACUGGCAUCGGCAUCAUUUCUGAAAUCGUUGUCGCGCUCGAGUCUAACCCGUAUGAGCCUACAAUCGUCAAGAACAGCCCCAUUCACAAACGUCUAGUUUGUCAAGCGCGUUACUCUCCUAACACCCAGCCAAAGGUCGAAGAGCUACUACGGAAUAAUGACUUUGAUGGACUCGCAGUUGAAUUUGCUGGCGCUAGCCCGUUGAACCGGUUUGUUGUUCAAACCUCACAGGCUAUUGAUCUGAUUGAGGGCGGAGUGAAGAUAAAUGCCAUGCCGGAGGUCGUUACCUUGGCCGUCAACUAUCGUGUUGCACACCAUGAGAGACCCGUACAGGUUCAACACAAGGCUAUUCAAGUGAUUGCGGACGUUGUCGAGAAGUAUGGCCUUUGGGUGGACGCAUUCAAAGGCGACAAAGAAUAUCAGGAUUAUGUCGCAGAGCUUCAUCCCAGCGAUAUGCUAUAUCGCAGCGGUCUAAUGCGCCGUGAUGAAGCUGAUUACAACGGGACUCUUGUCGUCAGAGCCACAAAAGCCGAAGCCGCACCGGUGUCUCCUGCCAGUGGUCCUGUGUGGAAUGUUUUCUCGGGAACAAUUCGACACACUUUUGCGUCAGAAGAUAAGACUGUCGUACCAGUGGGAGACAUCAUGACUGGUAAUACCGACACUAGGCAUUAUCUCAGCCUUUCCCGCAAUGUCUUUAGGUGGACACCAGCUGUCGGCCGGGGGCUGGACAAUAUUCAUACUGUUGAUGAGCGUGUAAGCGUUCUUGACCACCUGAACGCUGUCAGGUUUUACUAUGACUUUAUUCGCAACUUCGACACUGCGGAUGUAUAA